This is a messenger RNA of Tetrahymena thermophila SB210, 14496 nucleotides long. RefSeq names its product phage head-tail adaptor family protein, putative. Gene Ontology annotation, molecular function: single-stranded DNA binding; double-stranded DNA binding; calcium ion binding. Gene Ontology annotation, biological process: double-strand break repair via homologous recombination; interstrand cross-link repair. The transcript has 32 exons. NCBI's taxonomy places the organism in Eukaryota, Ciliophora, Oligohymenophorea, Hymenostomatida, Tetrahymenidae. The record is from RefSeq and is a predicted model, not a curated record.
AUGAGUUCUAUCCGAAAUAAAUUAAAGGGUAAAAGUGGAGAAAAGUUCUAAAAAGUUGUUUAGAAACAACUUAAAGUAGUAGAGAAGAAUGUAAAUAUCAAUAAUAAUGCUAACUAUACAUAAAUAGUAGCUGACAGCUAGAGAAAUAACAAAGAGAAUGGUAUUUCCAGUCUCAAAGAGAGCGAUAAUUAAAUUUUGCAAGAAAUGCAGAUCGAAUCAAAUGGUAAAAUAGAUGAUGAUCAAGGAUUACUUCUGAAAAGCGAUGUUGACUAGUAAAAGACAGAAAUAGAAUUGCAGAAAAUCAAAGAAGGAGAAAAAGAAAAGGAUAAAGGUAAACAAGAUAAAUUCGAAUAAGCUUUAAAUAAAUAAGGCGAUAUUCCAACUGAUAAUGGAAAGACAAACGUAUAAGAAAAGAAAGUGAAAGAAAAAAGACAUAAAAUUAAAGGCUUCAAAACCAGAGGAGGAAAAGACAAUAAAAAUAACAAAGAUACUUCAACACAGUAAGAUUCAGUUGAUGUAGCUAGCAGCACGAUUAAAAAAGAAGUAAAAACCGAAAUAAAAUAAAAUGAUUUGCUAUAAGAAAAGGCCUUAAAGAUGAAACUUUAAUAAUAGUAGCUUGAAACUAAGAAAAAAUAUGGUAAAUAGGACUAGACGCAAAAAUCAGAAUUUUCUAUAAAGAAUUUAUUUAUUGAUAACCUCUUAAUUAGAAAAUCAUGGAGAAUAUUGUUGUUAGUACUAAUAGUAGCUUUAAUUUUAGCUCUAAUAGUAUUAUUUUAUUACUCAUUUGGUUUCAUUAGAGGAUCUUUAAUGUUAGGCAAUAAUGAGAAAGUGGUCAUGAAUUUAGAGAGCUGUUCUUUAAUGGUUUAUGACUAUUCUCUUAAAAGUAAAUAUACUUUAGAUGUUAACUUUUUGUCUGCUUCUCUUUCUAUACCAAGCUCAGUAGCUUCUGACUAGAACGUGUAUCUUUAAUACAUAUUUCCUAACUCUCCUUUAUAAGAGAACAGCAGUAAAUUUUCUCAAAGCCAAAAUAAUGGAAUUAAGACCCUAGAAUUCAAAAAUAAAUUAAAUAGCUAUGAAUGUGAAAUCGUUAUGUUCGUUUAUAAAUAAACUUAGUUUUAAUCUCUGGAUAUCAACUGCGGUGAUAAGAGCCAAUGCAACAUUAUUUUUUACUCAUAAUAAUUGAGCACAACUACUAUGAACAUUAAGGGUUUAAAUGUUUAAAUGAAUGCCCCUUACCUAUAGGCUGAUGCAUUCACUUACUUGAGUAUGAAAGGAUCAAUAGAAAUACCCUUCUUUGUUUUUAAGACUGCUAACAUAAAUACUAGAGAAGGAGAUAUUUCAGUAUAAUCUACAAGCGAUAUUACACUCACAUAUAAAUAGAAAGAUCCCUAUAAUUGUCUUUCUGCUAAGAAAAUUACUGAUUAAUCGAACAACGAAUUGAACUUGGACGAUUAUUAAAAUAGCAUCUAAUUUGAACCAAAUAAAUUAAAAUGUGAUGCGAUUUAUCCAUGGGGUCUCAAAUAAGCUGCUUAGACACCUGAUAAAGUAAUUGAAUAUAGGUGUUAUAGUAAUUCAGUUAUUCUCGUUAACGAUGGUAAGAGUAAAUCUACAUUGACUGCUUCAAAUUCCUAUGGAAAUAUCUUUGUAAAUGUUAUUUCUGCUUAAGGAUAGUUCUCAUAGGCUUAUAGCACAAAUAAUAAUAUUGUAUUUAAUAAGGCAAGCAAAACUGAUAAUUAAGAUAAUAAUAAAAAUAUAGAUUAUAUUAAUUUUUCAAAUUUAGCAAAAAUUAAUUUACUAAAUUAAACCAAAUCAGCAUCUAAUCCUAAAGUGUAUGAUCCUAUGUUUGUAUUUGAAAUUGGUCCUAAAUACACUAGAUCAGCUACAUUCUAAUAAGUUUAAUUUUCAUAUAAUCCUGCUUACAGUUAUAUGAAACCUUAUUGGCUUGGAGAGCUAACUUUGACAUUAAUGACAACUAAAAAAUAUAGUGGUUAGUAUACUAUAUCACCAGGAUUCUGCCCAUAUAUCCCUUCCAUAUCAUUAGAAAGAAUUCAAAGUACUUAGUAAAUGAUAACUAAUUUUAUGCAGUAAAACUCUGCACCAUAAUAAGCUAUAGCAAGUAAUGCAUGGCAGCCAUAUAUUGAUUACCCUCCAUAGAAAUUCGUUUAAACAGAUACUUACAAUGGAUUUAAGGACGUUAGCUUAAAUAGAAAUAGUGAUGAGCAAUGGAUAGGAGUUGAUUCUGAUUAAUCUAAAGAUUACAGUGUUACAAAUUAUGAUGUUUCUUACAGCAGUUCAUUAUAUGCUGCCAUUAUAGUUAGUUGUGUUCUUUCAGGUAUUUUAGGAAUUAUUUUGACGGUUAUUCUAGUCUUUGCCAUUAAUUAAAACUAUAUUUGGGUUCUUAAUCACAUAUCAAGCGUAAGAAAGUAUUCAGAGUUAGAAAAAGGAGGAGCAGGAGAAAUAGAUGAGUCCACUUUAGACAUACACAAGAGACGCUUUUAUCUUGAAUAUAAGGAAGAGCAACAAAAAAAAGAAGAAAAAAUGAAAAAAGCUUUAUAAAAAGCUGGUGAAAAUCCUGAAAAUAAGGAAUAAGGAUUUGUUCCUAAUUAUACAAUUUCCGGUAUAUUUACUUUAUUCUAUUAGCUAAUUUAUCUCUCACCUCCUUUAAGUGCUUUUAUUGACUACGUAGUACUUUUGCUGCACAAAGCAAAACAAAAUUCUAUUAAGGAGUUUUAUAAGCUUCUCUUUAGGUCUAAAAAGCUAAAAGAAUUAAAAGAAAAUGAAGAUGAAGAAAUCCACAGUUUAGAAAAAGAUUAAAUAUUAGGAAACGAAAUGAAGUAACUUUAUGAAAAAUUCUGCUAUCUCAAUCAAUAUCUUGAGAGAAAAUUUGACGAUGAAGAAAAUUUGAAAUAUUUAACAGAAAUGGGUUUUAAAAUUGUCACUAAAUUUGAUGCUUAAACUUAAUAUUUUACUUACAUUAAAUACAAUGGUAAUAUACUCACUGUUUCUGAGUAACCUAAUAAAACAUCAUUAGAUUUAUUUAUAUCCUACUGCUGCAGCCUAACAAAGUUUGAAACUGAUCGCAUCGAAUCUAUAGAAUUAGAAAAUUAUUAUUCAGAAUUCUGCGUUUUGAACCACAUGUCGAAGAUAUAAUUAAAUGAAGGUUCCUUAAAGAGAGAAUAUGGCAUAUCUACUGUUUAUUUACCUUAAUAAUGGGUUGAGAGAGAUGAAAAAUAUGUUGUAUAAAAGCUGAAAAAAAAAUAUUAUAUUGAUAAAAAAAGAGUAGAAAACAAUUUUAAGAUAUUAUUAGCUAAAAACAGCACUUUAUUCAGCAUGCUCUAUGACACUGAAGAUUUCAAGUAAGCAUAAAGAGAUAUAUAGGCAGCAACAGGUUGGUAAUUCUAUGAUUUAAUUACAGUUGUAGCUCACGUUUUAGUUAUGACAUUAAUAGGUUGCCCAUUAAUUGUUUUGGCAAUUUUCAUUAGAGCUUAAUAAUCUUCUUAUUCAUUAAUUCCUCCUAUGAGAUUAAUCUUCUUAGAAACAAUUAAUUAUUACCCUACUUCUUUACCUACCAAGCUAAUAAACGAUAAUUGGCUUGUUUAAGCAAUUACUUACAUCACUUUAAUAUUUUGGGCUCUUUCUUUUUGGGAUUUGAUUUAUUAUUAUGCAAGUAUGGACUUCCCUCAAGAAAAGUACUUCAAUAAAUACAAAAAGGUAGGUAAAUUUAGAAAAUUCUUAUCAGGUAUUAUGUGGAUCAUUGUUCUCAUCUCUUUUUACACAUUUGCAGUAUAUUUUUCAUUGGUUGCUGUUUGGUUAAUGUUGAGUGCUAUCAUCAAUCCAAACGCUUUCUUACCAUACGCUACUUCUGCUGCAACAUUUGUCACUUUAGUAGCAAAAAAAUACAAGGAUUUCCAAGAGAUUUCAUAAAACGGAUUUAAAAUAAUAUCUGAUUAUUUGUAGCAAAUGGCAACAGGAUAAUUCUAAGAUUUACUUUAGAAAAUGAAUAUUUAGGAUAAAAUAGCUGAUAUGGUGCCUACUGAUACAUUAAAAGAUAUCACAGCUGAAGCAUCCAAACUUGGAAUAAUUGAUGCUUCUACAUCAGAAGAAAUUUAAAAUAAUCUUGAAAUUAUGAUUAGAGAUCCCACUUCAGUUUCUAAACUAGGACAAGAGAUCGUUAAAAUUUCUUAAGAUCCUCAAGCAUAUGCUUAGUAAAUUUCUUAAAAGCUUGAAGAUAAAGCAAAAGCUAUAAUUUAACAAUAAAUAAAUACUAUUGAUAAAGAUAUAAGAGAUGAGUUAACCAAUCUCAUUUGGUGUUUGCUGAAAAAUUAAAAAAGUGAGCUUAAAAACUCAAUAAGUUCGUUUGUUAAUGCUCUCAUCAAUCUAUUCUAAAAGAAAUAGGGAUAACAAUUACUUAAAAGCAUAGGCUUCGUUAAUCUUAAAGGACCUGUUUUCGAUUUUGUAUGGGAGUUUGCUUUCCCUCAAGAAAACUUCAAAGGAAAUUACUAAGACCAUUUAAUAAACGUAUUUUGUGUUGCAGUAUCAAAUAUGAUUUCUGUCUGGAAUAAGCAACUCAAAUCAAUCAUCUCAAUAGAAUAAUAAAUAGUUCAAAAACAAAACGAAAAUAAAGAAAAAGGAAAUAAAAAGAUUAAAAAAAACCAAAUUUCUGAAAAAUCAGAAUAAUAGUUACUGAAAGAAAAGCUAUUGAAGGACAUUGAGAAUGCAGAUUCUGCAAUGCAAGCUGAUAUUGGUUAAGAAGACGAACAAGAAAUUGAGCUCACUUCAGAAGAAGCUAUAGCUUAUGCUUAUAAGAAUAUUAUUUUUUCAGUAAUUUAGAUAUGCCGCUCGAUGUAAUCAAGUAACAGUGAAGUUAUUUUGAAUUAAAUUCUAAAUCUUGUAUAGAAUGGAAGCAAGCUUCCAGGUUUUGAUGGACUCAACUAAAUUAAACAAUACUAAGAUAUUUUUAAAAUAGGUUACGCUAUUUUUAAAAAUGAUGGAGAAGUUGACUUUGAAGAGGUCAGCUCUGCUUUUAAAGGAUUUUUCAAAAAUAUUGGCUUGGAAAAUUAAGUAAAGGAAAUAGCAGGAGUUGGUAUUUUAGAUGUACUUAAAAUUGUUGAGGUCAUUAUUUAAAGCUUUAAAGGUCAAAGCAUGCUGAUGUCUAGUAAUACUAUUAAGAAAGCUAUAUAAAAUCUUUUAGGUUCAGUUGAUUUUGUUUCAAAAAGAGCUAUGAUUAGAAAACAAGAAUUUAAGGAUGUAAAGCUAAUGACCUCUGGAGAUGAAUGCUUGAAAAUGAAAGAUGACAUCACAAAUAAUUUAAAUGAAACAAAAGCUGCUAUUAAUGAUUUAGAAUAAUAAAGGAUCAAGACUAAGUAGAACGAAGAAUCAUAUUAAGAAAAAUUAGAAUAUAGUUUAUAUUAUCUCAGAUAUUACUGCAAGGAACUCCUUUAACAAAGAUAAGGUUAACCAGGAUUUAAUUAAGCAAAGGUAGACCAAAUAGAUGGUCUCUCUGGAGAAAAGGUCAUCUAAGAACUAGAAUAAAUUCUAUAAGAAUUAAAAAAAAAUAAUUUAGAUAAAAAAAAAAUUUAUACUCAACAAAAAUAGGAUCUUAUGAAAAAAUAUGCAAAUUUAAAGAAAGAAAAAACAAAAUAGUAAGAUAAAAUGAAUGAUUUGAAUGCCAAAAUAGACUCUCUUUAAAACAAAAUUAGAAAUGACUAAGAAAAUAAUUUGAAAGAAAAAGACAAAAAAGAAAAUUAAAAAGACAAUGAUAUUAAAGAACAUUAAAAAAAAAUUUCUUAAACUAAAUAACUAAUCAAUCAAAAAUCUAUAAGGAUUAAUCAAAUUUAUCAAAUUAAAAUGAGAAACAUUGAAUGGCUAGAGGACUAUGACGAAUACCUAAUAAAAAAAGCCUUAUAAGAAGAAAAAGGUGAAAUAAAUGAAUAUAAUCCUAAUUAAGGAGAUGUUUAAGAGUUUGCAGUAAAUACAAUUCAUGUCAGAAAUCGAUAGUUGAUUUAACACCCUGGAUAAGAAGAAAAUUAGCUUUUUAUCUAAUCUGAAGAAGACUAUGAUAGUGAAUGGGAAAGGUAAUAGAAAGAGGAAGAAAAAUAAUACAUAAAAGAAAUUUAAUAAAUAUUUAAUGAAAAUAGAGAUAUAGAUUCUGAAAUUAACAAAAUCGAAUAAGAAAUUUAUUAACUUGAGGAUUAGAUUAUAUAAACUGAAUAAUAUAUAUAAGAUAUUGAAAAUUAAUAUGCAAGAAAUAUUGAGUAGCUAGAUAAAUAAAAUACUUCUAAAAAAGAAGAAGAAGAGAUAGUAAUACUUCAAAAAAAAUAUGAAAACGAAAAAGACAUUUAUGAUGAAACAGUUAAUAAAAUAUCAGAAUAUAUGGCUUAACAAGAAGAGAUAGAAAAUGAAAUUAAAUAAAACGAUGAGAACAUCAAUCAAUACAUAAACGAUAAUUAAUACUAUAUGGAGGAAUUCAAGUCAAGCUAAAAGGUACUUAAUAAAGCUUACUAAGAUAAAAUUGAAUAUCAUGAAAAAAUAGAUGAUUUAUAAGAAAAAAAAAUAAAAUUCGAAUAAUAUCUGAUUGAUUUGGAACAGAGAUAUAAAAUCAUAUCAGAAGAGCUUAAAAAAAAAAGUAAGCAAGAUGAGGAUAAAGAAAAGUAAAAAGCAAAAAUAGAGGCAUUGGAAAAGGAAGACAACGAUAACUACUUAUCAUCAGGAAUAACAGUUAUGCUUAACUUCUUUAGUGGAUCUAUCUCAGGUUUGCAGGCUGAUUUACUUAAAGAACUUGGUUCCUUCUUUGGUUUGAUUUCUGAUCGUAUAUAAAGUGAAGAGAUAAAAUAAAUGUUUAAGUUCUUGAAAAGUUAAAUUUUAGAUGAUUCAGAUAAUUAAAAAGGAAAGUCGAAUAAUAAGGGAUUAGAAAAAAUUAAUAAUUUUUAGAGCAUUUUGAAUUUGUUAGACAUCUUUUUAAAUGACUCAAUUAUUGCAUCUGACAAAAUUCUUAAGAAUGGUAAAGACAAUCUUUUAGAAAGCGAAGUUGUUAAAUCACUUCAAAUACUCUUUACUAGUAGAUUUGAAGGAUUCACCAAAUAAAAAACUAUUGAUAACUAUUUAAAAGGUUCAGACUUACUUGAACUUAUAUCAAAAGUUAUGAAGAUGAGGGAAGACACGAUCCUAGGGUUCAUGAAAUUUUUAUUUGGUUAAAAAACUUGUAGAGAUGCUCGCACCUUCAUCAAUUUCACUACUUAGUUAAAUAAGAUUAAGGAGGAUAAAGUUCACUCUUUGUUGCAUCUGUAUAAUUUAUACUCUUCUAAAAACCCGAAUGAAUUAUUUGAUGCUCUAAGUUUCUUUUAGGUAACCAAAAAUGUCUCUAACUAAUUUUAAACUAUUACAGUCAAAGAUUUAGUUUCAGUUUUGUUGUUCAUGAGAGGUUCAUUAGAGUUCAACUAUGUAAAAACUAUUAUUGAAGUAAAGUUGAAUCUAGUUUCUGAAAAAGAUAAAAAAGAGUAAAGCCUUAACUAAGUAUUGGAAAUUAAGGAGAGAAUCAAAUCUAAUUAAAAUUUGCCAAGUCAUUUCAAGAAACUUUUCGAAAUAGAAAUUAAGGGGUAUCUUCAAGCAAACACCCUACAAGCAGACUUCAAAGAUAUCAAUAGAAAUUAUGAAAUUCUACUUGAGCAAGCUGAUUUUAAUUUCUUCAAGAAAUUCUCAUCAAUUAGAAAUAUACCAAUAAUUGAAGAUGCUUCAUAAAACACUCUAGUAAAGAGUUCUAUUUCUGAUAUUUCUGAUAUAUUAAAUAUCGACUAUUAGUAAGUGGAAUUAUUCAUCAACUUACUUACUUCGUCAAAAGCAGAAAAGAUAAAGUAAUCUUUAGACAUGCUUUAGAUUUUAAAAAUAAACCCUAAAAGUGACGAAAAUCGCAUAAAAGCAUUUGCUUAAUUUAGUGCUUCUGUUUUGGAAAAAAUUGAAUAAAAAUGCUAAAACAUAUAAAAUAUUUCAAAAAAUAUCUUUUCAGAUAAACUUCAUGUUUGUUUAUUAAGAAAGAUUCUUUAUCAUGAAGGAGCUGUUAUUCCAUACACUGACUAUUUAGACAUAUUUAAUAUCUAUUGCGAUAACAAUAUUCCUAAAUCAAUAACUAACUUAAUAAAUUUCAGAUACGGUAUUACUGGAAACAGGAAAAGAGAUAUCUACAAUUUUUUGAAUCCUUUCAGAAAUAAUUCAGAUAAAGAUUAUAAGAAAUUUAAGAAAUCAGGUGAAGGCUAAUAAGGUUUAAUCAAAGCAGUAUAAAUCCUAUCUAUUAAUGACGAAGCUUUUAGAGUUCAACAAUUCCUUUAGUUUUUAAUUAAUACUAAUUAAGAAGCUCUAUUAAUGGCAAGCUGUUUAAUAGUCUAUUUUAGUGGUCGUUCUAGUAAUGUUGCUCUACACAUUUAAGAUAAAAAUGAUAAAAGGUAAAAAAAAGUCAAUGUAGAAUAGAUGUUGUGUAUAUUACUUAAAGUAAAACAAGAAUUCUUCGAAGCAUUUCACACUUACUUUUAAGAAGACAUAAGCUAUUGCGCAUAAACUAUGAUUAAAUUCUACCGUUAGUUAGAUUACUUAAAGUAGUAAGCAGAUGGAGAUGAAAAUACUGUUCUUUAAAAUAAUAUUACUAUUUCUGAUAAAAAUGUAGAAUAAUAUCUGAGAUUAGUAAACCAUAUGCAAUUUAAUACAUCAUAUGUCUCAAAGGAUACGAAUAUUCCUAUCGAAGCAGUUGAGUUAGUGUCUAAUCUCAUGUAUAUCAAGAAUUCUAAAAAUGAAUAAGAGCGUAACGCGAUUUUUGAGUCUAUGAGGAGCAACACUUAUAUAUAAAAGCUAUUCUAACAAUUAGGAGUGAAUCAUUAUGAAUUGGUAGCUUUGAUUAAAAUAAUGUACUAAGACUAUGAACCUUCUAAUAUUAAAUGGAUUUCUAAAUCUCUCAAGCUACCUCCACAAUUCAAAAUUGAUGGACUGUAGUAGUUGGCUAUGAUAGAUUAGAUACUUCCAAUCUACGGUGAGUCUUCUCAAAAUAAAAAAUAAUUAGCUAACUUAAUUAAGACAAACAAGUUUAUUAAAAUUUUCAAAAUUGAUACUACCUGGGCUGAAGUUGCUUAUAUUUUAUGUAAAGGAGAUUUCUGUCUUCUUUCUAAAUACUAAGAUGUUUUAAUACCUCUCAAGUAUCCUUCUGCUGUAAGAUUUGAGUAAGUUUUAGAUAAUUAUGAGCUUUAACAAUCAAGAACUUUAACAUAGGCAGUUAAUGCAAAAGAAAAAAAGUAUAUCUCUCUCGUACAAGGCUUGGUUGGUUUGCUUUCUUGUAGAUACUCUAGCUUCAAAACAACUGAAUUCCUUUAUCAGCUUUAUACAAAAAUAAGUUAGAAAUAUGUGAAAGAUGAACAUGUAACUAUCGAGAGAGAGAAAGGAAUUAAAAAAGGUAAUACUCUUCAAUAUGCAAUAUAUAAGUUUACUAAAAGCACAUUAAUGAGUCCUGUAUGGACAUUACUUAUGAUGGGUGAUCAAAACACUUGGGAGUUCUUAGCUUAAAGCCACUAUUUUAUUAAUGAUAAAAAGAAGCCUUACCUUAAUCCGAUUUUGGCUUUGGUUUAUGUUCUUAACUUUAGAUCAAAUCCUUUAAUUCUUAAAUAAUUACUUGUCGAUUUAGAAUACGCUUAAAGAUGCUACUAAAUUUAUGUUGCUAAAUUGAAAGCAGAAUGUUUAAAAAUGACUGAAUAAGAAAAUAAAUAAGAAUAAAAUCAAUAUUCUAAAGAUAAUAGUAUUGAUGAAGAAGUUGAAGAAUAUAUGUGGUAGGAUAUCUAAAAUGAAGACAACAAAUAAACAGAUAAGGAUGAGAAAUAAAUUAGUGAUUAGUAAAAAAAGCUUAAUGAACUUCAGAAAAAAAUAGAAGAAUUUAAGAAUAAAAUAGAAGAAUUUAAGAAUAAAAUAGAAGAAUUUAAGAAUAAAAUAAAUUUAAUUUUAUUUUAUAGUCUGGAAAAGGAUGGUGAAAAGCUGAUUCAAAUUGCAGAAGAAUUUAACUUCCCUAAAAAAGUUAUUUAAAUGAUCUUAGUUUAUGAAGAUGAAUAUAAAGAAAAAGUAAAAGAGAACAUGGAGGAAGAGAAAAAAGAAGAAGAAGAGGAAGAAAAAGAAGAAGAUGAAGAAGAAGAAUAAGAAUAAGAAGAAGAUGAAGAUGAAGAAGAAAUCAGAUUGACUACUAGUUUAAUUAAGAAGGCUUUUAAAUCUUUAAAAAGAAGGGAUAUGUAAUAAUUAUCAGAACUUGAAACGCUUAAUAAAGUCUUUGAAUAAAUUGGAACUUAUUUAUACACUGAUCCAAGAAGAGAAAGAAUGAAUUUAAAUCAUGAAGAAACUAAUUUUACUAAUAGUUACUGUUUGCAUACUCACACUUCAAGUCCUAUUAUGUAAAUGAUUGUUUUGAGCACAAUUUCAUAGCUUAAAUUAUCAUAUUAUGAUUUCUACGGAUUUAACGGACGUGACGAAGAUCACUAUAAGCAAGUAACGUUUGCUAUCGAUCUUAUAUUAGGAACUUUGGAGAAGUAUUAUUAUUUCGAUGAUAUGAUGGAUUUCUUCCCUCGUCACAGACUUAUCCCCUUAAUAGGUUUAUCAGUUGGAUUUAUCAUCGAAUCAGAUGAUAUACUCUCUUCUAUGACUUCCAGUAAUAUAUUUGGCUAAAGCUAUUUCACUGAAGUAAUUAUCUAGCUCUGCUAUAAAGUGUAUAAUAAAUAAUAUGAAGAGGAACAAUAAAAUGGAGAAGAUUAAAAAUUAAAUCAAUAGAAAUUCUAAAAAUUCAUUGAAUUACAUAAAUUUAAUCUUAAAUUAAAUUAUUUUAUAAAAAUAAUUGUUGAUUAUAAUAUUGCCUAUUAGCUUGAAUACAAUUAUUCUUAAACUGGAAUAUUUAGAGGUAUAUCUUAAGAAGAUGUAUUAUUUGAACUUCAAUUAUAAAAUUUAGACAGAUUAAUAGAUAAUUAUGAUGAAAUGAUGUGGGAUUGCUUUGAAAAUAAAGAAAUUCUUUAUCAUAUAACUGACUCAAAGUCGUACUCAACUUACACAAAACGUGGCAAUCAUAUUGAUAGAGAUUCUUACGAUUAAAUUGAUCAUUAUUCAGGAGAAAAAAAGAAAGAUUUGUUUGAAUAUUUAGAUAAUUACACAAAAGUAGCUGAAACAGAAAACUUUAAAUUUAUGAUUGAUAUUUACAAAGAAAAUUAUAAAUCUUUGAAUGACAAUGAUUAUUUUUCAGUUAAUUAUGGAUAAGAUAGUAACAUGUAUUUUGGUACCUUGAACCUAAAUGGAAUCAUACAAUAAUAAAUGAAAGAAAUUAAAAUGGAAGAAUUUUCAUCUCACGUUACUUAAGCAUCCCUCUAUAUGACUAGUAACAAAAAGGUUCUUGCAGAAAUUCUAAGUUUGCUAAUUCCUUCUAUUAAAUCCAAUUUUACUUCAUUAAACGAGUAGCUAAACAUUUCUGAAGAAAAUCUUUCAAGUUUUAUCAAUCUAGCUAUGAGUAAGAGUAUAGAUCAAACAAAUGAUUUAAAAACCAUGCUAAAUAAAUCUUCAUUGUCAGAUUCUAAUAUAGAUGUACUUGACAAUUGUAUGUCAGCUUAUCAAGGUGACAUGAGCGAAUGUUUAGAUUUGAUUUACCAUUCUUCUGCCUUCAAGAAAUCUGCAAAAUCAAUUAUUUUAUUCACUAAAUUCUUUUGGUCAUUUGAAGAAAGCUCCAUGCAUAAAAAUACAAAUAAUCCAUAUGAAAUAAAUUAUUUUAACUAUUGUAAUCUAUCGCCUGACAGAAGUAAAGCCUUAAAAAAAGCUUAGAAGUAUUUAUGGAAAAUUAGCUAAAAUAUUUGCUACUAAAAUUGGAUUGAACAAAAUCCUAAAAAAAAUAAAAUUUCUUUUGAGGACUACAAACUAAAAUAAAUCUAUAAAGGAGAUAAAAAUGUUGAGGAUAAUCAUAUGUCUUCACUCCUUCAGAAAAUCCUAUAUAAUGAUUGGAACUUCCUGAUAUCAUAAGAAAAAGAAUAAUUGCAGUAUGCAUUCAAUGUAAUAUUUAAUACAAAUAAUGAAUUAUAAUGCCUAGAAAAACUUUAAAUUCUUGCACUUUUAAAGCCAUAAGAAUCUGGCCUGAAAGUUUCUUCUGAAAAUUUAGACGACUAUGUAAAUUGCACCAAGGUAGAUAACAUGAUUAGAGCAGGAGGUGACUUGUUCUCAAACCCCUCUGAAGCAAGACAUUUACAUUUACUUUUGAGUUUAUCCAACAAUUCUAUUGUCCAUAUCUUAAACUGUUUAAAUACUUCUAAAGAAGAAUGGAAUUUUGAUUUCGAAAAAGAAUAAGAAGAAGUAAAAAUAAAUGGUAAAGUUGCAGAGUAUAUCAUAGAAAAUAAAUUAGAUGUUAAGUCUUAAGAAAACUAAAUCUUUUAAAAAUACAACUCUCUUAAAAAAGAAGCUUUAGAAAAUCUAAGAAUAUAAUCUUAUAUAGAUGAGAGUGAAGGUAUAUCGUCAAGCAAAUAUUUAUCUUAUAUUCUCUAAUCUCUUUUCUUAUGGAAGAACAUUUCUAACAUCAAGUGGGAUGAUGUUUUUAAAAACUCAUAGGCUUUUUUAAAUAAUCCAUACCAAUUUAAAGAAUCUAAAAAUUAAAUAGAUUUUUUGCUUAAUUAUAUUUAAUAUUUAUCAAUUUUGCCUGCUUUUAUUCUAGAUAAAGUAAGUGCUAAAUCAUCUCCCAGCAACAAGAGAAAAGAUGCUUCUAAAUUAAAAAAGUAAAAUCCUAGAAAUACUGUUAAUUAAGAAGAAACAUAUGUAUCUAAUAUACUGAAAUAAAUAAAAUUCAAAAGCUUAGACACAGAAAUAUUUACUAGACACAUAGCCUAUGAAAGCAAUUCUAUUUACUUAAUUUAUCAAUCUUAUGAAAAUGUGGUCUCAUAAAUGGGAUAAAUAGCUUCUGAUUACGCAUCUUUAUGUAAAGAAGACGAAGAAGAAGAAGAAAUAGAUCAGGAGACAUUCAGAGAAAAAUUGAAAGAAUAAAUUUGUUCUGUCUCAACAAAUAUUUAUUACAUGCUUAAUUUCUUGAAUGGAAACUUCUUAAAAGAGAUAGUACAUGCACAUCCACUAAUUGAGUAUCUUUCUAAUCUUUACUUCAAAGGACUCUAAGCUAUCCAUACUCAAAAGACAGAACCUAUAGAUAAUUAUCUGUAAAAAUGCAUAGAUGAUGAAAAUUCCUUCAUCAAUAUAAUCUUGAAGGAAAAUCCAGAUUAUGCUUUUAUUUUUAUUUAAGUUUUGAAUAUAACAUUCACUAUAUCAUUCUGCACUACAAAUGAUUCAAAAAUUGAUAGACUAGAAAAAGACAAUAUCCUUAAUCUAAUAGAUUAAUUACUUUUAACUGUUGGAAGAGAUUUGCUAUAGAUUGAUGAAAAUAUUGUCAAUUUAAUAUAUGCUGUAUUCUAUCUUAUUACUAAUUAAGAAACGAAGAAAAUGAAAGAAAAUUCUAAGUUUAAAGAUAAAUAAAAUUGCUUAAUUAUAUUACUCAAAGUAGCUUUUGAAAACCCUGAUUUAUCUGACUUUUUCUUUGGGUCCCCUAAGACUGGAGAGAGUGCAGAAUAAAUUGAUAAGAUGAUAAGCACUAUAACAAACGCCUUAUAAUCGAUUUUAGAUAAACCUUCAUAAUCUAUUAAUGAUAGUGACCUUGUUAAAGAAGUCCUCAAACUGCUUAAAUACGCUAGUAAGGGAAAUUUAGAUGUAAGCAUUAUAGAAGAUGUGAUAUCCAUACUAACUGGAGAUCAUCAACGCGUUUUCAAUAUUCUUAAAAAGUUUGAAAUAGCUGAUGAAAAUAAGAUUGCUCUUAUUCAAAGAGCUUACAGUUAAGUUGUAGAUAUGCCUAUAUUUAGCAAUUAAGACAAAGCUAUUGUUGGAAGCAGUUCUACUGAAUAGUCUGAUAAAAUGAAAGAAGUUGUAAAGAAGCUUCAAGAAGGAAAAGUAACAAUUAAAGACGUCUUUAUUGCAGUUGAUGCAGAGGGUGACAAUAAUGGUACUAUAUCUAUAGAUGAAUUCUAGUCAUUCGUUAGAAGAUUGGGUAUGGAGUUAAGUAGACACAGAGUUAAUGAAAUAUUUGCACACAUUAAAAACAAAAAAUUAAACUUAGUUAGCGUUGAAAAAACAGAUGAAUUGACUUUAAAUGUAGAUGAGUUCGAAAAAGCAUUUAAGUAUGUUAACGAAAAGAAAACUUCUAUGUCACUUGAAAAAUUAGGUAUAUCACCUGCUCUACUAGUUCUCGCUCUUGGUACACUUAUAGUAAUUCUUAUACUUGUGUUUGUAUUCAUCUUCUUUGGUAUUAAUGCUUUUGCUAUGGGUGGAACAUUUGGUUCUAUAAUCAACUCGCUUAUUCCAAUGGCUGCUGCUGGAGGUGUUGCAGGAUCACAAGAAAAUAAACAAAAAAAAUUAAAAGAAGAAGAAGUUUCUAAUGCAGUAAGUCAAACUCAAGCCAUUAUUCAUUCUAAAAAUAUAUGA